Pteronotus mesoamericanus is the source of this 992-nucleotide messenger RNA. RefSeq names its product glutathione S-transferase A4. The record is from RefSeq and is a predicted model, not a curated record. The transcript is spliced from 8 exons. Gene Ontology annotation, biological process: glutathione metabolic process. NCBI's taxonomy places the organism in Eukaryota, Metazoa, Chordata, Mammalia, Chiroptera, Mormoopidae. The coding region runs from base 147 to 818 and encodes 223 amino acids. Gene Ontology annotation, molecular function: glutathione transferase activity.
CAAUUGGUGAAAUCUUCCCUGAGCCUCGCCCACACGUAGAGCCUUCUCGCCGCCUGCCGGUCCUUGCCUAGCUGCAGGCUCUUCGCAGUGCCCUUUGUGCGAUUCCGGGCGCUGUUAGCGGAUUCCAGAAAGCCUGUAAGACCAUCAUGGCAGAGAAGAAGCCCAAGCUCCACUAUCCGAACGGGAGAGGCCGGAUGGAAACCGUAAGAUGGGUUUUAGCAGCCGCUGGAGUUGAGUUUGAUGAAGAAUUUUUAGAAACAAAAGAACAAUUGCAGAAGUUGCAAGACGGUAACCACCUGCUGUUCCAGCAAGUGCCGAUGGUUGAAAUUGACGGGAUGAAGUUGGUGCAGACCCGCAGCAUUCUCCACUACAUAGCGGACAAGCACAAUCUCUUUGGCAAGGACCUCAAGGAGAGAACCCUGAUUGACAUGUAUGUGGAGGGGACGCUGGAUCUGCUGGAACUGAUUAUUAUGCACCCUUUCCUAAAACCGGAUGAUCAACAAAAGGAAGUGGUUAGCAUGGCCCAGAAGGCCAUCCUUCGAUACUUUCCUGUGUUUGAAAAGGUUCUAAGGGAGCACGGACAGAGGUUCCUCGUUGGUAAUCAGCUGAGCCUUGCAGAUGUGGUUCUCCUCCAGACCAUUCUAGCUCUCGAGGAGAAAAUUCCCAAUAUCCUGUCUUCAUUUCCACACCUGCAGGAGUACACAGUGAAAAUGAGUAAUAUCCCUACAAUUAGAAAAUUUCUUGAACCUGGCAGCAAGAAGAAGCCUCCUCCCGAUGAGAUCUACGUGAGAACUGUCUACAACAUCUUCAUGCCAUAAAACAACACAGACGUCUGAGGAGUUAAUGCCGUCCUCGACUCCCCAGAGAUGACUUCUGGAAGCUCCGUGCUUGGAACGCUCCUGGGUUCUGCCCUGUGCACCUCUUCCCCUGGCUGAUCCCCAUCUGUAUCUUCUCCCUGUAAUAAAGCAGAGCCGUGAGUAUACCAGCUUUCA